Messenger RNA from Tripterygium wilfordii, 1827 nucleotides. RefSeq names its product fasciclin-like arabinogalactan protein 3. Gene Ontology annotation, cellular component: plasma membrane. The transcript has a single exon. The coding region runs from base 534 to 1361 and encodes 275 amino acids. NCBI's taxonomy places the organism in Eukaryota, Viridiplantae, Streptophyta, Magnoliopsida, Celastrales, Celastraceae. The record is from RefSeq and is a predicted model, not a curated record.
ACGGUGUAGGACAUGCUCGCAAGUCUCCCUUCCUGAUCUCAAGUCUCUUGUUGAACGUUUGGAGUGAGGUGUGAUAAUCCUAAAUAGAUGAUUAAAGCUAAAUUGACCAAAGAUGGGUUGUCUGUUAAAAAAUAAUGGAGUGCAAAUAAAUCUCACCAAGACUAAAAGUUAGAAUCGGAAGAUUUUGCCAACCCAGAGCCCAACUAUUGGCUGGGCUUAUGGACUUGAGCAGACUCUGAACUGCAAGUCCGUAACCCAAUAUCAGAUUAAUUCAAUUAGCUUAUUAAGAAGCAGAUAAAAUACUCUAAAUUUGAAGGCACUCCAGAUUUAGACCAGAAAACAAAAACCGUUGAAGAAAAAGAAAAUGACUAUUCAUUCAAAGCACCUCAGGAAUUCACUCCUAACCAUGAAAAACAAGGCUAUCAUCUUCCAUUAUAUAAACUCCAAAAAACUACUAGUUUUUGAAAAAUCAGGCCAGGCCUUCAAAACAUUUUCAGCCUUCUUGAAUUAAUCAAAUAAAAAAGAAGAAGAAGAUGGAUCCCAGAGUCCUCUGCUUUGCUCUGGUACUCAUCUUCUCCUCUACAACCUCCGUCAACGCCUUCAACAUAACCAGGAUCCUCGAACAAUACCCAGAAUUCAGCACCUUCAAUGCACUCCUCAACACCACCAAGCUUGCUGCGGAGAUCAACCACCGCCAGACCAUCACCGUCCUCGCUGUGGACAAUGGUGCUGCAGGCGGUAUCUCCGGCAAGCCCUCUGACCUCGUCAAGAGUAUCCUGAGUGCACAUGUCAUUCUUGAUUACUAUGAUGUCCAAAAGCUGAAGAAGCUCUCAAAGCAGAGCUCCAUCCUCACCACACUCUUUCAAACCACCGGCAAUGCCACCCACCAGCAAGGUUUCGUCAAUGUCACAAAGAUGUCUAAUGGUGACAUUUUGUUCGGAUCAGCAACCAAGGGUGCGGAACUCAAUUCCAAGCUCAUGCAGGUUGUGACCACACGGCCUUACAACAUCUCUGUGCUCCAAGUUAGCUCUAUCAUUGAGGCUCCUGGCCUUGACCUUGCUCCUCCUUCUCCACCAAAAGCAAAGGCCCCUACAUCGGCUCCUCCUCCCAAAUCUUCCUCUCCCGCAGAGGCUCCUGCACCGUCCGAUGAUGAGGGCGUUGAGGCAGAUGCCCCCAUUGAGGCACCCACCCCUGCUGAUGCAGAUGCUCCUGUUGCUGAUGCACCCGCAAGCUCUCCACCUGUAGCUGAAGAUGUUGCAGAUCAAGCAGAUGCACCAGAACCAAACCAAUCUGGUGCCUCUCAGGUGGGUUAUAGCUCUGGUGUUGCAGCGGUGAUGGGUUUGGUCGCAUGGAUCUGGUAGAUUAAUGAACAAGCAAGGAGGGGGGCAUGUGGAAGAUCAGCUGCUGAAACGCAUGCAUGAGCCAAGGCCACGUUUAUAUAUAUAUAUUUUUUCCUAAUCUUUCUACAAAAUGAACAAUAAACCACAAUUCCUACUCAUACUGUGAAUGUAUCCUCUUCUUGCUUCUUAUUUUUGGGUUAAUAGUGGAGAGUUUGUUAAUCCAUAUUUGAUUCACAAGAACCAGAGUGAAAUAAGCACACAAACUUAAUAAAUCUGAUCAAUAUCACACUUUAAGCUAAAUGUAUCUGUUUAAUUUAUCAAUUUUAACAGAAAAUUCAACUCUAAUUCUACAAAAAGACAACAGCUUUGAUAACUUACGUUACUAUUUCAAAAUACUGAUAUAUCUAAUAAAUUAAGUGACUUGUAUUACCAAAAAGAGAAGUUUUUUUAAUUAUGUAAGAUCAAACCUUAAUCUACCACAACAGGC